Messenger RNA from Effrenium voratum, 1238 nucleotides. The record is from the annotation of a GenBank genome assembly. NCBI's taxonomy places the organism in Eukaryota, Dinophyceae, Suessiales, Symbiodiniaceae.
CCGCCCCCCCCGCCCCCCGGCGCUGGCGAAUCGAACCGCCCGAGCCGCCCGCCAUGCGCCCGCUCUGCCGCGCCGGGGGGGCCUGUGCGGAGCGCGGCUGGGGUCGGGUCCUGGUGCUGGCGGAGGAAGGUCGUGCUGCGGCCAUGGCUCUGCAGUCGAUGCAGAAGGCGGGGGUGGUGGCGCAGCUUCUGCUGCCUCCGGUGGGCCCUUGCGCCUGGCCGGGCUUGGUGGACGAAGUGGCCCCGGUGGCGGCCCGCGCGGAUGCGGUGCUGGGCGUGGGCGGCGGCGCGGUGCUGGACUUGGCGAAGGCGGCCGCCGCCAUGGCGCCGCUGCUGCAGGCCAGCGACCGGUCGCCAAGCUUUGAGCCGCUCACCAGCCGAUUCCUGCUUGGAGCCGAAGGGCACAGCCUCCUGCCAGGCGCCGCGCUGCCGGUGCUGCUGGCGCCCACGCGGCCAACUGUGGCGGCCACCAGCGGCCGGUGCCUGCUCCACCCAGAGGGCGGUUUGAGCGCUCUGGCGCCCCUGGCGAUUGCGGGGCCAGGCCCCUUCGGCGUGGGCGUGGGCCUCCAGGCCCUGGAGGUCUUCCAAGUGCCUUCCGACGCGGCCAAGCAGUCCACACGAGGCACCGCGGCGGCGGUGGCACAUGCACUCGCCGUCUUUGUGGACGGCGCGGCCGCGGCGGGGGGGACCAUCAAGCAGAAGCAGCUGCUGGAUGACAUGAUGAUGGGCGUCGGCUCGAGCUUCUCGGCGCUUCGGCAGCCGGAGAGUGCUCAGGUGGACGCCUUUGAGGCCUCCUUGCAGGCCGGGCUGGCUGCCUCCGAGUCGGACGCCAAUGCCAAAGGGGACCUCUGCGUCAUCCACGCCUUGGCCUGCAUCUUGGCGGGCUGCCGCAAUGUGCCCUUCGGCUGGGCUUGUCGUGUGCUGCUGCCCCCGGUGCUCCGCGCCUGGGAGGAGGAGGGCGACGAUCCGAGUCGGAGCUUGGCGGUGCUGGCAGAGGCCAUGCUGGGCUCGUCUUCCCUGGCGCGGCUGGCGGAUUUCCUGGACGGCGCCUUCAGCGCGGCGGGGCUGCCGCCGCUGCUGCCCCUGGACCACGCGGAGUGCCCCGACAGCGCCGCCACGCUGCUGGCGCUGUGCGCGGAGGAGGCCCCCGUGGCAAACCAACGCCCGGCUCUGGUGGGCCCGGUGUCGCUUUUGUGGGGCGUGAAAGGCACGCGUCUCGAGCCCCACAAAGUCAUCUAG